Capsicum annuum is the source of this 2357-nucleotide messenger RNA. RefSeq lists its product as uncharacterized. NCBI's taxonomy places the organism in Eukaryota, Viridiplantae, Streptophyta, Magnoliopsida, Solanales, Solanaceae. Bases 1284 to 1772 code for a protein of 162 amino acids. The record is from RefSeq and is a predicted model, not a curated record. The transcript has a single exon.
GUGCUUCAUUACUUUUUUACAUCUGCAUUUCAUUGAGUUUUAUGAAAAUUGCCCUUUAUUUUAUCGCUUCUUAUAAGUGGUCAGUAUUUCAUCAGUAACUGCAAUUUAGUUUUGUAAAGAAUUUAUGAAUUGAACAUAUGCUAUAAUCUUAUUCUAUAUGUUCUGUUAGAAUAUUAUUAGAAAUAGGAAUAGUAUAUACCAAAUCCUACUUGGAAAAGGAUUGUACUUUAGUGUCUAUAAAUGGGGUCUUGAUGUAAUUAUGUAAACACACCAUUCAAUAAUAUUUUUCUCCAUUAUUUCUCACAUGGUAUCAAAGCCAGGCUUACCCAGUUCAUUGUUUCCGAUGUUGAGUCCCCCGUCUUAUAUUGUCCACGCUCCAGAUGUUCAGCCCUGGGCGUGCGGGGGGGGUGUUGGAGUCCCAUAUCGGUGGAUUAAAGGGUCCUUGGUCUCCUUAUAUGGUCUUGGGCAAUCCUCCCCUCAUGAGCUAGUUUUUGAGGUUGAGUUAGGCCCAAAGUUCAUUUCUUUAUCAUGGUAUCAGAGCUUUGGUGAGAAACUUAAGAAAAGGAAAAAAAAAAACUUCAGUCACCGUCGUCAAUUCCGGAGACUGAUUUGUGUCAUUCUUUAUUUUAAGGGUUGUGUGAAAAAUACAACACCACCAAGAGGCUCGGAAAGCUCAGGCGAUGCAAACCCGACCUAAAAUCACUGGAAAAUCAGCCCCACGCGCCCCCACGCGCCUGCCGAAAAUUGGCAAGUUCAAUCACGCGCCGGCGCGUGUGCCUUCUUCGGUUGAAUUUUUUGAGUGGUUCCUUUUUUGUUGGGUCGCCGUCCUUUUCCGAUUCGGCCAGUUACCCUAUAUUCAAAUUCCAGCAACUUUUUUGAAAAUUCUAGCCGCCGAAGUUAGGGUUCCGGCGGCUUCAGUUUUUUUUUCCUGAUAGUUUUUUUUUAUUCAGAGAUUCAGUUACUGUUCUUGGUACUUUCAAGUUAAAAUUCCCAACAUGUCUUUAGGGUAUGAUGUUUUUAGCCCCAAAACUACCGGUAUCGGAAAUUCAAGCCCAAUGAUCACUUUCGAACCAUUAAUGGGAAGUUCAAAUUAUUUAGCCUGGGCUUCCUCAGUUGAGUUGUGGUGCAAAGGUCAAGGUGUCCAAGAUCAUUUAACAAACAAGGCGAGUGUGGUAGAUGAAAAGGGAAAGUCUAGCGCGGAUGAUGCGAAAGCUAAAGAGCAAUGGGAGAAAGUUGAUGCUCAACUAUGUAGUCUCUUAUGACGAUCUAUUGAUUCCAAGUUGAUGCCCUUGUCUCGUCCAUUCCAGACGUGUUAUUUAGUUUGGGAAAAGGCUCGUGCUUUAUACACUAAUGAUAUAUCUCGUUUUUAUGAUGUGAUAGCUCGAAUGACCAAUUUGAAGAAACAGGAAUCCGAUAUGUCUACUUACUUGGGACAAGUACAAGCAGUCAUGGAAGAAUUUGAUACAUUGAUGCCCGUCACUGCGAAUGUUGAAAAACAACAAGAGCACAGACAAAAGUUGUUUUUAGUUCUUACACUUGCUGGACUUUCUACUGGCCAUGAUGCUGUACGUGAUCAGAUUUUAGCUAGUCCUACGGUUUCUACAAUUGAUGUGUUAUUCUCUUGUCUGCUUCGUCUUGCCGUGCCUCCCGGUCACAAAGUAGUUUCAUCACCCACUGUUGACUCUUCUAUUCUUGCAUCUCAAAACAUAGAAAAACGAACAUAUCAGCCUAUGGAAAAUCGGCGAGGAGGAGGUAGUUUUGGAAAAUCUUGAUCAAAGUGUAGUUAUUGUCAUAAAGUUGGACACACUCAGGAUAUAUGUCAUAGUUUGCAUGGUCCACCAUCUAGUUAUGAGCCUGUUGCUGUAAAGGAAUAUAAUGAGUUCCUUCGAAAUCAAGCAACUAAGCAGACAUCUCCACAGCCUAAUCGACCAUCCAAUAAUGCUUAUAUUGCCCAAACAGAAUAUAAUGAGUUCCUCCCGUAUAGAGCAAGUAAGUAGACAACUCCACAAGUAGCGUUAGUUGCCCAGCCUGAUGCUUCUGUUGCUGGUGAUCCUUUUGCUUGUGUUUCACAGUUUAGUACUCUUGGAUCAUGGGUUGUAGACUCAGGUGCUUCUGAUCAUAUUUCUGGUAACGAAUCACUUUUGUCUAAUAUUGUUUAUUCACAAUCUCUUCCUGCUAUUACUUUAGCCAAUGGGAUCCGAACAAAACCAAAAGGAAUUGGAAAAGCCAAACCUCUAUCUUUUGUCAUUCUAGACUCUGUUCUUUAUGUUCCUGAUUGUCCUUUUAAUCUUGCAUCUGUUAGUCGUUUGACACUUGCCCUUAAUUGUAGGAUAACCUUUCUUGAUGACUCUUUUCUA